This is a messenger RNA of Podarcis lilfordi (Lilford's wall lizard), 321 nucleotides long. NCBI's taxonomy places the organism in Eukaryota, Metazoa, Chordata, Lepidosauria, Squamata, Lacertidae. The record is from the annotation of a GenBank genome assembly.
AUGGGCUCUGUACCAGCAGAGGUUGGGGUCGUCCCCCACUUCUGGGACAUGAGCCUCACUGGCCCAGCCAGGAUGGCCUUCUUUCUCCAAAGUGUCUGGCUGCAGCUGCCCAGAGUGGGGGGAAACUUGAAGAGACACCCUCCCCCAAGUGGUGUCCCCCUGGCAGUCUUGAGUGCGAGAACUGAAGAGGUCUUCCUUGCUGGCGGCAGCGGUGGGGGUGUGAGGCUCUCAGUGGGGGGGAGGUCCUCCAAUCCUGCUGGCCAUUGCCAGGGUACAAAGCUGCUUUGGAAAAAUCAGGUUUUCUUAGAAACAUGUGGAUGA